AUGGCGCCAGUGACGAACGGACGCGUGCUCUUCAACGAGAUCCCUGCAGGAUAUCCCGAGCCAGGAAAGACGACCGUUUAUGAUGAUUCGCAAAAGAUCGACCUAGAACGCAUACCCCUCAACGGAGGGAUACUCAUCAAGACGCUUUUCCUCUCUAUCGACCCAUACCUGAGAGGGAGGAUGAGGGAUGCAAGCAUCCCGUCGUAUUCCCCUGCAUUCGUACUUGGAGAACCCCUCACUAACUAUGGAGUGGGCGUCGUUCUUCGAUCCGAAAGAGCCGCAUUCGAGCCUGGCGAUCAUGUAUACGGGUGGUUCCCCUUUCAACAAUUUUUUGUCGCUCAAGAUGACGAUCCCAAACGUCCUAUCAGGAAAUUGGACGACUAUAAGAUGCCCUGGUCAGUCUAUACUGGAGUGUGCGGAAUGCCUGGCCAGACUGCCUAUUACGGAUGGAAAGAGUUUGCGAAUCCAAAACCUGGUGAUGUCGCAUUUGUAACAGCCGGUGCAGGACCCGUUGGAUCUAUGGUAAUCCAGCUUGCGAAGGCAGACGGGCUCAAAGUGAUCGCGUCGGCUGGGUCUGAAGAGAAAGUGGCAUUUAUACGGGACAUUGGCGCAGACGUAGCGUUCAACUACAAGACCGAGAGAACAGUUGACGUUCUCCGAAGGGAGGGCCCGAUCAAUGUCUAUUGGGACAAUGUCGGUGGCGAGUCCCUUGAUGCUGCACUGGAAACUGCAGCUACGGGCGCGAAUUUCAUCGAAUGUGGAAUGAUCACGGGCUACAACGGGGAGUCGUAUCACGUUAAGAACCUUGAUAAAAUUUUCGCGAAACGGUUGAAGCUCUUUGGGCAUCUUGUUAGCCCGCUGCACCCUAAAUAUCAAGAGCAGUUCUACAAGGAGAUCCCGCCGCGUGUUGCGCGUGGGGAGUUCAAGUACACCGAAGACAUCAAGCACGGGUUGCACCUUGCGGGUCACGCUAUAGAAGAUGUACAGAGGGGCAAAAACAAGGGGAAGAGCGUUGUCCUCGUUGCUGAAGAAUGA
Messenger RNA from Fibroporia radiculosa, 1035 nucleotides. RefSeq lists its product as uncharacterized. Bases 1 to 1035 code for a protein of 344 amino acids. Lineage: Eukaryota; Fungi; Basidiomycota; Agaricomycetes; Polyporales; Fibroporiaceae. Gene Ontology annotation, molecular function: oxidoreductase activity, acting on the CH-CH group of donors, NAD or NADP as acceptor. The record is from RefSeq and is a predicted model, not a curated record. The transcript is spliced from 11 exons.